This is a messenger RNA of Melitaea cinxia (Glanville fritillary), 1045 nucleotides long. Its product is annotated as retinaldehyde-binding protein 1-like. The transcript has 7 exons. Gene Ontology annotation, molecular function: phosphatidylinositol bisphosphate binding. NCBI's taxonomy places the organism in Eukaryota, Metazoa, Arthropoda, Insecta, Lepidoptera, Nymphalidae. The coding region runs from base 74 to 955 and encodes 293 amino acids. The record is from RefSeq and is a predicted model, not a curated record. Gene Ontology annotation, cellular component: membrane.
AUUUCUUCAGGUUUGCCCGUUGGAAGCCCUGUGGAAACAGGUGAUUCAGGGGCCGUAUACAUAUUUCACAGAAAUGGCAGCUACGCCCGAAAAUUCCUUAUUACGAGUAAGUGAAGAAGAAAAGAUCAAAAUUCGAGAGGAAUUUAAUUUGGAUGAAAAGAAAGUUAAUGAAAAUUUAGAUGUAAUCGAGGAGUGGUGUGAAAAGCAGGAACAUUUAAAAGAAGCCCUUCAAUACUUCGAUCGUAAACUAUUAGAGUAUAUUCACAUUUUGGCUAGGGGAUCCAUCGAAGCGACAAAAACAAAGAUUGACAAGAUAUUAACUACAAGAGGCUUAUUAUCAGAACUAACACUGAAUAUGUCAAUCGAUGAAUUCGAAAACUUUUCGGAAAAUAUGUUUAAAGUAAUCAUGAAAGUCGAAGGUUUGAACAUUAAGUGGAUCAUACUUAUUACAAGUAUCGGCGAUCAGAGGUCACGGCACGAUUAUAGUAUAUGCGAUAGACACAUAUUAGACUUUAAAAAUAUGAAUAUUAAUAUAGUUUCAAAAAUAAAUCCAAUAACCUUAAAGAAAGUACAAGUUCUGGGUACGGAAACAUAUGGAUUAAGAAUCAAAGGAAUACAUUUCGUAAAUACUCCGCCGCUGGCAGCUAAACUCAGUAAUUUACUUAAACUUAUUUUCAAAGAUAAAAUAUCAAGAAGAAUACACGUUCACGCCUCAUAUGAAGAACUACACAAGGAAAUACCCAAGGAAGUAUUACCUGGGGAUUAUGGUGGUGACGGACCUAACUGUGCACAAAUAGCUGAACAAUGGAAAGAAUAUCUUAAAACAGAUAAAGCUAGAAAAAUAAUGGAAAUAUCAAAUAAAAUGAAAAGUGAUGAAUCUAAACGAAGUUCCAUCAAAUUUAAUGAAGAGUAUUUAGGAAUGUCAGGAACUUUCAGAAGUCUAAACGUAGAUUAGACUAAAUAUAAAGCAUUUGAAUGUCAUUUUGAAUUAUACACUGUAUAUGUAUUUUCUGGGAAGUUAAUAUUUUAAUAAGAUAUAUUAAUA